GACCUGCUCUCUACAUACUGAGUGCUGCUCUGCCUACGACCGCGACAGCACCGUCCGUACAGAACGUACCAAAUCCGCCGGACGAAUCUAGUGCAACCAAACUCUGCCGCGGUUACAUCUACACCCAUACGGCUCCGCUACUGGACAUCGCACAGAGACAUGGGGAAAUCUCAGAAAAAGCGUCAGAUGAGGCGGCAUAAUCCCGUGCGCGUACCUGACUCGCAUCUACCAAAGGGGUUGGAGGCGGCAUCGUCGUCUUCGUCCAGGAAAGAGGCUAUUCUUCCAAUCUUGCAGAAGAUGGAAAGCGUAGAUCCUGCAGAACGCAAAUGGGCAUGCGUUGCAGUGUCUAACCUCAUACAAAACGAUCCGUCUACUCGACGACUGCUCCAAGGAAAGAACGCCGUAGGGGCGCUGAUCAACCGACUUUCAGACAGUGAAGAGGAAGUGGUGGUGGAAGCUGCUGGGUCAUUACGGAACCUAUGCAUCGACGGCGGGUUUGACAUAUGUGCGGAAAUGUACAACAAGAACAUUCUUACACCCCUCAAAUCCUUCAUCCCUAAGAUCUCAACGACACUAUCUGAAUACCUGGAGAACCCUAAGACUGCGCCGGAGAAUGCGCAGAAGCUCGUGUACGAAUUCGCGGACAACGUCAUCACCAUUUUAUGGUGUCUGUCAGAGACUUCGAACAAGGCCAUGAACGCUAUCAACCAAAUAUCCUUGGUUCCGUUCCUCAUGUCGUUCUUGGCGUCAAGGGAAAGGCUACCCAUCUCAACUGUCACAUCCGCAGCUCAAUGCCUGUAUGUCCUCACUGACGAAAACCCACCGGCCAUCGAAGAGGUCCGGUCAAAUGCCCCUUACUCUGCCUGUGUUCUCUCCAUAGUCCAGUCCAGAGAGGGACUUCCUCAAGCAAAUGGAAAGAACAAGGAGGUUGCCGAUAACCGAGGUCUCGCGCUCCAAGUCUUGUGCUGUGGAAUUCUGAGGAAUGUUUCCCCGAUCCCGCCUCCUUCGGUUGCCGCAACAGUGGAUGUUGACCGUGACAUUGUUAUGCCAACCCUGGAACCCGUCUUAUCCUUAAUCUCACUGGUCGAGGCGUCACAGCACGCGCAGGAGCAUAUUGCUAAAGAAGACGCUAUCCCCGCACUGGAGAAACUAUCGCUAAAACACACACCCAAGUCUGACCACAAGACGCCCUCGGGACUCGAGCUCGAGCGUUUAGAACAUAAACUGCGUACGGUGCAGCUGGCGCUCGAGAUCCUCACAGGUGUCUGUGCGACGCUGCCAGAGCCUGACUUUGACGUACAAGAUGCGGAUGGUGAAGCAACCGACGCAGACGGCGACGAGGCGCACGAAGAUGAAGACAUGGACGACGAGCCCGAAGUCGACAUGGCGCCCGACAACGAAGCAGCUGUGAAACAACAGAGCGGCUCUAAUGCGACAAUCUUCCAAACGCUAGUUGCCCCCCUCCUCACACUAAUUCAGCCGACACCACUCUCUUUCCCCCCACUCAACGGCCCUUCACCCCAUCCGCCGACAACGUCAGCGCUCAGUGCGAUCCAUGUCAGCGCCCUUGAGUGUCUCAACAACAUAUUCUUGUCCUUCCGCGGUGCCAAGAUCGAUGCACCACGUGCCGAUCCAGAUAGUGGGCGGAGGAUCUGGGACUCGGUGUGGCAAGCACUCGGUGCGGUAGGGACCGACAUCGACAACCCCGGCCAGGAGCGGCGGCGUGCGACGUGGGAAAUCGGCGUCGGCGUGCUCUGGGGCGUGGCAGAAGCGCACGUCAAGGUGCUGAUGCAGCUGUGUGACGCUGCGACCGACGAGGGCGUCAAGGUGAAGUGCAUUGGCACACUAGAGUGUCUCGCGCAACAUCCAGGGUCUGUCGACGCGAACAGGGUGUGUACCUAUUUCUCGCAGCGUGUGCCGGAGCCGUUACUCCAGGCUGUCUCGGCGCUCAUCGACAUCUACUCGGACGAGACGCUGCCGUAUGACACAAACUUCAGGCAGGGGCGGUUCCUUGACGCGCUCGUCGGGAGUGUGGAGGGUGUGCGCAAGGCGGUACGCGGCAUCGAUAGGAAGAAGGAGCGGGAGCUUAGGGUACGGGGUGAGGAAGUCCGCGACAACCUCGUCGCCUUCAUCGAAUACCGCAGGAGUUUGGGCGUUUGAUGCGUGUGCCAGAACCACCGUAACGCGUACUUACGGGGCAGUGUCGUGGUAGGGUCCCGCAGCCAGGUCGUUCCGUGCUAGUACAAAUGGAUUGAGUUAUGUCUUUCCCGACAGUGGGCGGAGCUUUCUCAGCGUCAUCUAGCCUACCACGCGAGUUGCGCAAGGAGUCAUUCGGCCCCUCGUGAGAUCUGUGUCAUCUUCCCGUACGUAUGUCUGCAUGUACAAAGCCCG
Molecule: messenger RNA, 2391 nt
Organism: Fomitopsis serialis
Lineage: Eukaryota; Fungi; Basidiomycota; Agaricomycetes; Polyporales; Fomitopsidaceae
Product: ARM repeat-containing protein
Exons: 11
Coding region: 160-2160 (666 amino acids)
Biological process (GO): protein import into nucleus; ribosomal large subunit biogenesis
Source: RefSeq, a predicted model, not a curated record